UGGAGCUUCUGAAAAUCCGUGAAAGGUGUGAGUCAUCGAAAGUUAUUACGUCGUAUUUGUUAGUAUUCGACAAUUUUCCGAGAACAAAACACACAGCGACAUUAAAAUCUUCAUUCACGAAAGUUUUCGACCAGUGUAGUGUGCAAGAUCAACACAGUGAGUCAUAGAAAAUACGAGCACGUUGUGGACUACUAAUUGGAAAUAAAUAUUUUAUGGAAAUUUCCGAUUCGAUUUACUACUCGCUACUAGCUUUGGUCGUUCUUCCUGUUUACCUAUUUUUUAAUCUGUGGUCUUGGCUGGGCUGGGAGUUGUACAAGAACAAUUGACACAAUGAGCGGUCCUAAUUUCAAUGACAACCAAAAAGCCAUCAACAACAUGAAAAAGAACCUAACCUUGGACCUCAAUCAGUCCAAAUUGAACAUGAACGCCACUGGAUUGUCACUUUUAACGUCGCCAGACAUCAGUUCAGUCCUUAAAGUUGACACUCCAGACCUCCUCAAAGUAGACACACCCACAAUUGAAAACAUCAUCCUGUCCAACAACAUUUCCAGCACGCCUUCACCGUCGUUGAUGUUUUCGCGGGACGUGACCGCAGAACAGGAGAAAUUCGCCGGGGGGUUUGUUGAAGCGCUAAACUACUUACACAACGGAAAUUCACAACAAGGAUCUGACAGUAAUGCCAGUACGGUAUACAACGAACAGCAAAGUUUUCUCCCAGUUAUUAAAGAAGAGCCUCAGACGGUACCCAAUGUCAAUAACACACCUCCAAUGUCACCUGUCGAUAUGGAAUACCAAGAAAGAAUGAAACUGGAAAGGAAGAGGCAAAGGAAUCGGCUGGCCGCGUCCAAGUGUCGGUCACGAAAAUUAGAAAGGAUCUCAAAGCUUGAAGAUAAAGUGAAACAAUUAAAGAGUGAAAAUGCGGAACUUGCAUCAGUGGUAAAUCAGUUGAAAGAGCACGUGGGGUUGCUGAAGGUGGAAGUGAUGCAGCAUGUGAACGCAGGCUGUCCGAUUAUCAACAGUCAAUAUUAAUAACGAAUACUGAAGUCAGUGCUUGUAAGAUAUUUAUAUUUUUUAUAAAAAAAAUUUGUAAACGUGAUUUUUAUAUGUUGGUGCUGAUCGAGCUCUAAUCGUAGAGCGUCCAGGUUUAUAUGCCAUAAAUAAUAAAGUUUAUUAUUAAAGUAUGCAUAGCAAGUAAAGUAA
Zophobas morio is the source of this 1200-nucleotide messenger RNA. RefSeq names its product transcription factor Jra (gene Jra). Gene Ontology annotation, biological process: regulation of cell cycle; regulation of transcription by RNA polymerase II; regulation of cell population proliferation. Gene Ontology annotation, molecular function: transcription factor binding; DNA-binding transcription factor activity, RNA polymerase II-specific; RNA polymerase II cis-regulatory region sequence-specific DNA binding. The transcript has 2 exons. The coding region runs from base 331 to 1029 and encodes 232 amino acids. The record is from RefSeq and is a predicted model, not a curated record. Gene Ontology annotation, cellular component: transcription regulator complex. NCBI's taxonomy places the organism in Eukaryota, Metazoa, Arthropoda, Insecta, Coleoptera, Tenebrionidae.